GAGUACAGAGUAGUGGUCAUUGGUUGGGAUGAGUAUGGAGUAGUGGCCAUUGGUUGGGAUGAGUACGGAAUAGUGGUCAUUGGUUGGGAUGAGUACGGAAUAGUGGUCAUUGGUUGGGAUGAGUACGGAGUAGUGGUCAUUGGUUGGGAUGAGUACGGAGUAGUGGUCAUUGGUUGGGAUGAGUACGGAGUAGUGGUCAUUGGUUGGGAUGAGUACGGAGUAGUGGCCAUUGGUUUUAGCAGUUAGUAGAUCAUUAGUGAGGUUUAGUAGGGCAGUUUCAGUGGUCAUAGGAUGGAAGAGGGUGACCGUAGUAGUUGUGAGGGGACAGGAU
This is a messenger RNA of Staurois parvus, 331 nucleotides long. The record is from the annotation of a GenBank genome assembly. NCBI's taxonomy places the organism in Eukaryota, Metazoa, Chordata, Amphibia, Anura, Ranidae.